This is a messenger RNA of Bursaphelenchus xylophilus (pine wood nematode), 2018 nucleotides long. NCBI's taxonomy places the organism in Eukaryota, Metazoa, Nematoda, Chromadorea, Rhabditida, Aphelenchoididae. The record is from the annotation of a GenBank genome assembly.
AUGUCUCGUCGUCACAAUCUUCCUAACAAUCCAGAGUCUCAAUCCGAUCUGAUUCCUCUUGUAAGUGUAUUUACUUAUAAUCCAUUUACUCUGUUUAGAAAAAACUUCGCAUUGACGGGGAAGAAUUUGAAGCAUCAAUUGUAAGUCCUAUCCCUCUUUCGUCGACUGAAUCAUGCGUGUUUUUUGUCUGGAUCCUCACAAAUCCUCCAUUUUUUACAUGCCCAGCCUUGCACUACUUUCCCGGUGUUUUAUUAUUUAUCCUUCGUGUCUUAAUUCCCUUUCUUGGCCAACUUUUUGGCCAAAACAUUAACGUUUUCCCAUCUCAUGUGGGUCAUUCAAGUUUCUACCGGGCUUUUUGACACUUACCAGUUUAUCUUUCAUUAUUCAUGUCUAAUUGAGAAGUUCGCCCAUGUUUAGACAGAUGGUAAGAAUAUUUAUUUUGAUGAUUGUUUUUGUAAAAUGACCUUCACUCUUUCCUCAAAACAUUUUUUAUCCUUGCAAACAACGGAACGGCCCGUGAAUUGGAGAGACGCACUCUUUUGCGGACCUUUCUUUAGCUAGAAAAAAAUUUUUUGAGGGAAACUGACGUCCAACGCGUUGGACCGUCCUUCAUAGAACGAGAACCGUAUCAGUUUAUGCGUUUUCUGAGUUUAUCAUGGUUUAGGAGCGGCCUUUCGCCGAUAUCUAGUGUAAUGUGGGAGCAGAGUUCACGCCUCUUUUUGUUCUUAGAGGGAAAGAAGGUCUUGCCAUGGCCUCAAACUACAAACAGAAAACGAUGAUUUUUAACGAAUGUUCCAACGAAGAUCAGUAUAAAUAGUAUCAGGCCGAAGGAAAACUUUAUUUCCGCUCGCGGGCGCAUGUGAAAAAUGCCUCUUUUUAAAAAUGUGGAUGUUCUCACAGAUUUUCGCCGACGGCGAAAUAGCUGCUCUUUUGUAUGGCCAGUACAUUCCCCCGCUUUUUUUUUGGUUCAUCGACGGAAAUCGUGACUUUUGGGUUCCGAACAGUUUUAGCGUUCUUUUUCUCGAAUAUUCUUUUCGUCCUUUCAUUCAGUCAACAUUUUUUUUGUUUCUUGGGUUUUUAUCUCCGAUUCGAAGGUCUCUUCCAUCAUUUAUGUACUUGUAGAUAGUUAAUUUAGUUGAUGUUGGUCUGUUUGGACUGUGAGAAUUAUUUUACAGCUGUCUAACCACCACUGACUGCAUGGAACGGAUCGGUGCAUAAUUGCGGCUUCUCUUGUAUACUUUUUAUUUUAUUGCAAGUGGUUGUUAAAUCCCCUUCGGUUCUGUCGUGAUUUCACUGGUUUAUUGUUUUGUGCGUACAAUAUUAGAGUAUUUUCAGGCUGCAAACAUGUCCAAGGCUUUCAUUGGCAAACCCGCCCCUGAAUUCACCGCCGAGGCCGUCGUCGAUGGAGACUUCAAGACCGUAAGCUUGAAGGAUUACCGAGGCAAAUAUGUGGUACUCUUCUUCUACCCACUCGACUUCACCUUUGUCUGCCCCACCGAGAUCAUCGCUUUCUCCGAGGCCGCUGAUCAGUUCCGCAAGCUCGGCGUUGAGGUCUUGGCCGCCAGCACCGAUUCGAAGUUCUCCCAUUUGGCUUGGAUCAACCAGCCUCGCAAACACGGUGGAUUGGGUGAAAUGAAGAUCCCAGUGAUUGCCGACACCAACCACAAGAUCUCACGCGACUACGGAGUUCUCAAAGAAGAUGAGGGAAUCGCUUUCCGGUGAGUUGGAGGAAUUUCAGUACAACGAAGAUUUUCUACUAUUCUCAUGUGUGGAGAAAAGGAUGUCAAAUUUUGUUUCAUUUCAGUGGUUUGUUCAUCAUUGACGGGCACGGAACCCUCCGUCAGAUUACCAUCAAUGAUCUUCCAGUUGGCCGCUCUGUUGAAGAGACUCUUCGUUUGGUCCAAGCCUUCCAGUACACCGACAAGCACGGAGAAGUCUGCCCAGCUGGCUGGCAACCAGGUCAUGACACCAUCAAGCCUGAUGUCAAGAAAUCUCACGAAUAUUUCAACAAACAUUAA